AUGAAUCUGGGAUUAGGAUCACUUGUGGCAUUGGCAGCAACUAUGACAGUGAUGGCUGGCAACAUACCAUUGACUAGAGUACAGAAGAGAUAUCAGUCUAAAAUCAUGGAUGCCAAAGAUGACAGGAUGAAAGCUACUUCAGAAGUGCUUCGAAACAUGAAGACCCUCAAGCUUCAAGCAUGGGACAGUCAUUAUCUUCACAAGCUAGAAAGCCUAAGGAAAACAGAGUAUAAUUGGCUAUGGAAGUCAUUACGAUUGUCAGCAGUAUCAAGUUUUAUUUUCUGGGGUUCUCCAGCGUUUAUAUCUGUGGUCACUUUUGGGGGGUGUGCUUUAAUGGGGAUUCCACUCACGGCAGGGCGAGUCUUAUCUGCACUGGCUACAUUCCGAAUGUUACAAGAUCCUAUAUUCAAUUUGCCUGAUUUACUCUCUGUCGUUGCACAGGGCAAAGUAUCUGCAGAUAGAGUUGCUUCUUACCUACAAGAAGAUGAAAUUCCGUCAGAUGCAACUGAAUCUGUUCCUAAAGAUCAAACAGAAUUUGACAUUCAGAUUGAUAGUGGAAAUUUUAGCUGGGAUACUGAAUCAAGACGCCCAACUCUUGACGGGAUACAGUUAAAAGUGAAGAGGGGAAUGAAGGUGGCCAUCUGUGGCACAGUAGGGUCCGGAAAGUCAAGUUUGAUCUCAUGUAUGCUGGGAGAAAUGCCCAAACUCUCAGGAAGAGUGAAGAUCAGUGGUAGAAAGGCCUAUGUUCCUCAGUCCGCAUGGAUACUGACAGGAAAUGUCAGAGAAAAUAUUCUCUUUGGCAAGCCUUACGAUAGUGUUAAGUAUGACAAAACUGUUGAAGCAUGUGCUCUGACAAAAGAUUUUGAGCUUUUCUCUGCUGGUGAUCUAACAGAGAUUGGAGAAAGAGGGAUAAAUAUGAGUGGAGGCCAGAAGCAAAGGAUACAAAUUGCUCGUGCAGUCUACCAGGAUGCCGAUAUAUAUCUGCUCGAUGACCCUUUUAGUGCUGUGGACGCCCAUACAGGCAGACAACUUUUUGAGGACUGCUUGAUGGGCAUUCUUAAGGACAAGACUAUCCUUUAUGUGACUCACCAAGUUGAGUUCCUCCCAGCAGCAGAUUUAAUUCUGGUGAUGCAAAAUGGAAGAAUUGCACAAGCUGGUACAUUUGAAGAACUUAUGAAACAAAAUAUUGGAUUUGAGGUUCUAGUUGGAGCUCAUAACCAAGCUCUGGAAUCAAUACUGACAGCGGAAAGCUCAAGCAGAACAACAGAACAUGCAACAACUGAUGGUGAAUCCAAUACAGAGCCCGGGCCAGAUGCAGAAUUUCCACCCACUAAGCAAGACUCGAGGCACAACCUCUGCGUUGAGAUAACAGAAAAGGAAGGGAGAUUGGUGCAGGAUGAAGAGAGAGAGAAAGGAAGCAUUGGAAAAGAAGUUUACUGGUCUUACCUUACCACUGUGAAAGGUGGUGCCUUAGUUCCAAUCAUAAUUCUGGCCCAGUCAUCAUUCCAAAUAUUGCAGAUAGCGAGCAACUACUGGAUGGCAUGGGCUUGUCCAACAGGCAAUACUGAGCCAACAAUUGCGAUGAAUUUCAUAUUGCUUGUUUACAUGCUUCUUGCCGUUGGAAGUUCUAUUUGUGUGCUGGUUCGAGCCACAUUAGUGGCUAUAACGGGCCUCCAAACAGCACAAAAGCUCUUCAGCAACAUGCUGAACAGUUUCCUCCGCGCUCCCAUGGCAUUCUUUGAUUCAACCCCAACUGGAAGAAUCUUAAAUCGGGCAUCUACAGACCAAAGCGUACUCGACUUGGAGAUGGCAAACAAAUUAGGUUGGUGUGCUUUCUCAAUAAUUCAGCUUCUGGGGACCAUUGCCGUCAUGUCCCAGGUAGCAUGGGAAGUAUUCAUCAUCUUCAUUCCUGUAACGGCCAUCUGCAUAUGGUACCAACAAUAUUACAUACCAACAGCAAGAGAACUAGCCCGCUUAUCAGGGAUACAAAGAGCUCCGAUCCUCCAUCACUUUGCAGAAUCACUUACAGGAGCUGCUACAAUUCGUGCUUUUGACCAAAAGGACCGCUUCAUUGACGCAAACCUCCUGCUCAUUGACAAUCACUCUAGGCCAUGGUUUCAUAAUGUGUCAGCAAUGGAAUGGCUUUCUUUCAGACUGAACCAGUUAGCAAAUUUUGUUUUCGCCUUCUCCCUCGUUGUACUUGUGACCCUCCCUGAAGGAAUUAUUAAUCCAAGCCUUGCAGGGUUGGCAGUAACAUAUGGAAUUAAUUUGAAUGUGUUGCAAGCUUCAGUUAUAUGGAACAUAUGCAACACAGAAAAUAAAAUGAUAUCAGUUGAGAGAAUUCUACAGUAUUCAAAUAUUUCGAGUGAAGCACCUCUGGUGAUUGAAGAUUGCAGACCACCGAACAACUGGCCAGAUAAUGGAACAAUUUGCUUCACAAACUUAAAGAUUCGUUAUGCCGAACAUCUACCAUCUGUCUUGAAAAACAUUUCCUGCACCUUUCCAGGUCGGAAGAAAGUUGGUGUAGUCGGAAGGACAGGGAGCGGUAAAUCAACCCUCAUCCAGGCCAUCUUUCGGGUUGUGGAACCUAGAGAAGGAAGCAUCAUAAUUGACGAUGUAAAUAUUUCCAAGAUAGGCAUUCAUGAUUUGAGAUCCAGGCUAAGCAUUAUUCCACAGGACCCAACAAUGUUUGAGGGAACAGUUCGAGGGAACCUCGACCCACUAGAGCAACAUUCUGAUGCUGAAAUAUGGGAGGCUCUGGACAAAUGUCAACUAGGUGAACUAGUGCGUACAAAGGAAGAAAAGCUGGAAUCUACAGUGGUAGAAAGUGGAGAAAACUGGAGCGUUGGUCAACGGCAGUUAUUCUGUCUGGGAAGGGCCUUGCUAAAGAAAAGCAGCAUUCUUGUGCUAGAUGAAGCAACAGCAUCAGUUGAUUCUGCAACUGAUGGAGUGAUACAGAAGGUCAUUAGUCAGGAGUUUAAAGACCGAACUGUUGUCACAAUUGCACACAGGAUCCAUACGGUUAUAGAUAGUGAUCUUGUCUUGGUCCUUAGUGAUGGAAGGAUAGCAGAGUAUGAUACACCAGCAAAGCUACUGGAGAGAGAGGAUUCUUUCUUCUCAAAACUGAUAAAGGAGUACUCCAUGAGGUCACAAAAUUUCAACAGCUUAGCGAAGUUACAACAUUGAAUCCGGAUCUCCAGAAUAGAGAAGUCAUAAGUGAAUGGUUCAAAGAGAGACCAAUAGUCAAGGGUAGUAAAGUGCCUACUUAAGCCAAAAAAAAUUGGAUCAUCUCUCAGCCAUGACACAGAUGAAAGAUCCACUGCCUUAAAAUGUAAGGAAUUUCUUGGUAGCAGUAACGUUUGGUAUUGGACACUUCAAGCAGGAAAUCAUUUGUCAUUAUGAUUCAAAGGGUAUCAUUUCGUGACAAAAUCAAAAUAAAGAAAGACAGUCUUUCCAAAGCUCUCGUAGAAUUGUAUGAGGUCUAGGAACAUACUUUUAGAAAAAAUAGCAAUACACCACGUGUGUUGUAUGUGAAUAAAUUUAAG
Messenger RNA from Ilex paraguariensis (yerba mate), 3545 nucleotides. Lineage: Eukaryota; Viridiplantae; Streptophyta; Magnoliopsida; Aquifoliales; Aquifoliaceae. The record is from the annotation of a GenBank genome assembly.